AUGGCGGGCUACGGACGACCGUACGGACGAGCUCCAGUCGAGGAGGAAGAAGAGGCUCUGCUGGGCAUUCGCAGCAAUGAGGAACAUCCAAGUCCCAAGUCCUCCUACAAGCGGUUAUGGACAAUGCUCGGCAUGGUAGUCCUGAUGGGCGGCAUUGUGUUCGCGGUCGGGCAUCUGGUGUUUGGGUAUGGAACCUUUCGUUCUGUGUCUCCUGUCGAGGGAUCUCAUCCUGAUCGGAAUCUGCGUGUUUCUAGCGCUCGAGAUGUCGCCCGUCGUCCGCAAGCGUGCAACAGCAUCAGCAGUGGAUACCAGUGUUUCUCCGAUAUUUCCCACCGUUGGGGCUUCUACUCGCCUUAUUUUUCAGUCGAGGAUGGUAUGUCCGGGGAUGUGCCAAAGGGCUGCGAGGUUACUUUCGUCCAGGUUUUGUCUCGCCAUGGUGCGCGGUACCCCACUGCAUCGAAGAGCAAGAAGUAUGCCGAGCUGGUGGCGGAUAUCCAAGCCAAUGCGACAGACUUCAAGGGUAGCGCGGCCUUUCUGAAAGACUACAAAUACACCCUGGGCAGUAAUGACCUGACCACUUUUGGCGAGCGUCAGAUGAUUGAUUCGGGCGUCAAGUUCUACGAGCGCUACGAAGCCCUGACUCGGAACAACAUCCCAUUCAUCCGAUCUUCGGGGUCCCCGCGCGUGGUCGAAUCAGGCAAGAAGUUCAUCCAAGGCUUCCAACAGACCAAAAAUACCGACCGACACGCAGAUCGGGAUCAAAACAGCCCAAAGAUCAACGUGAUCAUCUCCGAAUCCAAAGGCUCCAACAACAGCCUGAACCACAAUACCUGCGCAACCUUCGAGUCCAGCUCGAUCGGCGAUGACGUGGUAAACAACUACGCCGCCCGAAUCGCGCCUCCAAUUGCCCAUCGUCUUGAAGCAAACCUCCCAGGCGUGGUACUCUCCAAUGACGACGUUACAUAUCUUAUGGACAUGUGCGCCUUCGAUACUAUCUCGGCAACAAAAGACGGAAGUGAAUUAUCUCCUUUCUGCGAUCUCUUCACUCUGCGCGAAUGGGCACAUUACAACUACCUCCAAUCGCUCGACAAGUACUACGGUUAUGGUGCGGGUAACCCCCUCGGGCCCACCCAGGGUGUAGGCUUCGUCAAUGAGCUCAUCGCAAGAAUGACACAUACCCCGGUCCACGACGACACAUCCACAAACCACACUCUCGACUCCAGCACAACGACGUUCCCACUGAACCGAACCCUCUAUGCGGACUUCACCCACGACAACGGUCUAAUCCCUAUUUACUUUGCCAUGGGCCUGUACAACGGCACCGCCCCCCUGCCUACCCGCCAUAUCCAGUCCGCAUCGGGCGCAGAUGGGUAUUCCGCCGCAUGGACCGUACCCUUUGCGGCGCGCGCGUACGUGGAGAUGAUGCAGUGUGCCAAGGACCCGAAUCCCGAGCCUCUUGUUCGGGUCCUGGUCAACGACCGUGUCGUCCCGCUGCAUGGUUGUGAAGUUGAUAACUAUGGCAGAUGCCGCCGAAAUGAUUUCAUCAAUGGGCUGAGCUUUGCAGAAGAGGGAGGGGACUGGGCCAGCUGCUAUGACUAG
Molecule: messenger RNA, 1599 nt
Organism: Penicillium cinerascens
Lineage: Eukaryota; Fungi; Ascomycota; Eurotiomycetes; Eurotiales; Aspergillaceae
Product: histidine phosphatase family protein
Exons: 1
Coding region: 1-1599 (532 amino acids)
Molecular function (GO): acid phosphatase activity
Source: RefSeq, a predicted model, not a curated record